Messenger RNA from Ipomoea triloba (trilobed morning glory), 2217 nucleotides. RefSeq lists its product as uncharacterized. The transcript has a single exon. NCBI's taxonomy places the organism in Eukaryota, Viridiplantae, Streptophyta, Magnoliopsida, Solanales, Convolvulaceae. The record is from RefSeq and is a predicted model, not a curated record. The coding region runs from base 478 to 1938 and encodes 486 amino acids.
GGCACCAAUCCAUAUCGGUCUCAACCCCGCACCCAAUUUCUCAUUACACAGUCCCUCCCCGUUUACGUCACCCUCGAUCUCCAUUCCCAUUCGUCAAUCGUCACGCAGAUUCAGACCCUUUUUUCUCCUCAGGUACCCUUCAUCUUUUCUCCCUCUAGAUUCACUCCGGUAUCCAUAUUAUUUACUUUUCUGGGUUCUCUUCGAAUCCAGCUUUUGAAUGGUACAUAUUUCCCAAGAUUCACUACCUUGUGUGUUUGAAGUCUCUAUUUGCCUACUUUGAUCUCUAGAAGGUCAAAUCUUUACUGGGUAUUCAAUGAAUUGGUGAGUAAAGCCGCGAAUUUUCUGAUUUUGGGAUGUGAAAUUUGGCGGAGGAAUGGGGGUUUGGUUGUUUUGUGAAUCUGUGUGUAGACUGGGUUUGAUGGAAUUAAUGUUUUGAUUUUAGCUAGCUUAGUUUAAGAAGUUGUAAUAAUAGUAAAGAUGCCUGCAAAAGAGAAAGUGGUGACAACCUUAUCCAUGGAAAGCAAUCAUUUUUCCACACUUUUGUCCAUGGAUUCCACCUCAGUUCCCCAUGAUGAAAUUGAGAGGGAAUUGAAUCUGGGUGCUAUUCCUCCUGAUAUCAAUAUCCCACUUUCAGAUGCCCCUACCACUUUCCAAUGCUCAGAUGAAUUCAUGUUGGAUGCUUGUCUUGGUUCCCAGCCAUGUGAGGCUGAUAUGAAUGGCAAUGCUACCAAGAUUGGGAAGAAGUGUGCUAAGAGGCUUGAUAGUGUUUGGGGUGCUUGGUUUUUCUUCAAUUUCUAUUUUAAGCCGGUUUUGAAUGAUAGAUGUAAAAUAGUUCGUCAGGGUAAAGGUGUUUCGGGGUAUGAUAAGUCAGACUUGAAAUUGGAUGUUUUCCUUGUUCAGCAUGAUAUGGAGAAUAUGUACAUGUGGGUUUUCAAGGAGAGGCCUGAGAAUGCUCUAGGGAAGAUGCAGCUGAGGAAUUUCAUGAAUGGGCACUCGCGCCAGGGAGAGAGGCCAUUCCCGUUUAGUGUGGAUAAAGGGUUUAUUCGGUCACACAAAAUGCAGAGAAAGCAUUAUAGGGGUCUGUCUAACCCGCAAUGUGUUCAUGGCAUUGAAAUCGUUAGGUCUCCCAACCUUGCAGGUCUCAACGAGGACGAACUAAAGAAGUGGAUGGAGCUUACGGGGCGGGAUUUGAACUUCUCCAUUCCUCCCGAGGCCACUGAUUUUGAUUCGUGGAGGAAUGUCCCGACUACAGAAUUUGAGCUCGAGAGACUACCUCCAAAAUGUAACUCAGUGAAUCCGAAAAGGUUGCUCAAUGGGUCUAGUCUGAAUUUAUCAACUCCGUCGUCAAACAAUGUCAACGGGGAAGGUCUAGACAUGUUGGCUGCCUGCAACAAACGAAAGAAGAGCACUUUCCCUCAUGGAAACGACGACGAUUUCUGUUUAUCUAACGGUUCAAACUCUGAGAGAAUCUCGGAUGCCCAUCAAAUUGAGCCGUCCUGGUUAAGUGAAUGUUCUGGGGUUAUGAGGUGCGCGUGUGGUCCAGUCACAGCUGCAAAAACUAUAUACGAAGAUGACGAGGGUUUCUUGAUCAUCGUUAGCAUGCCUUUCGUGGAUCUCAAGAGGGUAAAAGUUACUUGGAGAAACACCAUCUCCCACGGGAUUGUGAAGAUAUCAUGCAUUAGCACUGGAUGUGCCCCGACAAUCAAAAGACAAAACCGGUCUUUCAAGCUCACCGAUCCAGCUCCCGAACACUGCCCUCCUGGGGAAUUCGUCCGAGAAAUUCUCCUCCACUCUCGCAUUCCAGAGAACGCUAAACUAGAAGCAUUUGGUGAUGAGACUGGGACAAUGCUCGAGAUUCUUGUACCUAAACACCGUGUAGGACCAGAGGAGCACGAGGUUCAAGUGUGCCUCCAUCCCUCUCCUUGGAGUGAAUCGUAAAUGUGCUUGCAUUGCUUUGGUUAAGAAGUUAUGGUUAGUCCACUUACAGAAUAUACAUAUAACUAAAAUUCUUAUUUAGCAUAUAAUAUAUAUAUACAAGUAAGAACCUUCUUUUUGCAUUCUCUCCUAUUGUCAUUUGUGAUGCAUUAAUGUAAUUCUGUAAUGCAGAGAAUGAACUAACUCUAUAUUAGUAUGUGAAUCAUAGGUUGAUUUAGCUGUGUUUUUGUUUCAGCCUUAAUUAAGAAAGAAACAAUGUCAAAUGUUUGUAGCUUUUAAGAA